AUGGAAACUGCAUCUGGUAUGCUCAUUGAAUCCCGCGACCAAAGCAUCCUCGAUGAUUAUUUCUAUCCAUCUCUUGCUAUGAAAUUUUAUUUGUGGGGUUAUCUAAGUUUAUUUAUUCUUGGUUAUACUGGGAAUAGUGCUAGUCUACUUACAUUUGCUCGACCAACACUAAGAGCCAGUUCAACUGGUAUAUUAUACAUGGUAUUAGCUAUCUCAGAUAUAUGUUUCUUAUCUUCAUUAACUUUUGAUUUUAUUCAUUAUGGUUUACGAUUGGAUUUGGAUAUAAUUAGUGACUUUAUUUAUACAUGCCGUUGGCGUGAAUUUCUUAUGGGUACAAGUCAAUUUUGUUCAGCGUGGAUUCUUGUCUUUAUUGCAAUGGAUCGAUGGAUUCGAACACGAUUUCCAUACAAAUCAACUGCUAUUUGCACUCAAAAGAAAGCUUUAAUAGUUCUAGCUAUUCUAUUAAGUACCACAAUAGGUCUUCAUGCCAUGUUCUUAACAUCAUUGUAUCAACCGUUUUAUCUACAGAUACCAUUGAUAAAUUGUAUGCCAUUGCGUAUUGCAGGAGACGAUUUUUUCAAUUUUUAUUAUGAAACCUGGCCUGUUGUACAGUUAUCGAUCAGUUGUCUUGUACCUGCUGGAUUAAUAUUAGUUUUUAUUGUUGAUAUGUUUAUCAAGAUACGUCUUCAAAAAAGGAUUGUACAUCAACACAUCAAUAAUCAAAAUCGAAAUCAAACAGUUAGGCAUAACAAUCGUUUGCAAAAUCAAUUAUUCAUUAUCAUGCUGUCAAAUGUUAUCAUAUUUUUCAUUACGACUGUGCAGAUUGGUAUAUAUCGUUUUCUAUAUUGGCGGACACUGUCAAGUUCCAUUGGUUUAGAUAUUCGAUUUUUCACAAAUUUAACUGUAAUUUUAAGUUGGGUUUUGGGUAUUAAUUAUUCAAUAAACUUCUAUGUUCAUUGCUUAACUUCAACAUUAUUUCGCAGAGAAUUUAAGAAAUAUUUCAGUUUGAUAAGCAUUUUAUAUCAAAGAACACAAACUCAUGUGAAUACCAUUCAACCAAUAAUUUUAAUCAGAACAAACAACAAUUUACGGAGAUAA
Molecule: messenger RNA, 1098 nt
Organism: Adineta ricciae
Lineage: Eukaryota; Metazoa; Rotifera; Eurotatoria; Adinetida; Adinetidae
Source: the annotation of a GenBank genome assembly